GUUUGUAAUUUUUGCAUACACCAACCCAUUAAACAAAAUUUUCAAAAAAGUGAGAAUAGGGCUAUUAGAUCGAGUCACUAUUACUAUUAUCUACUUAUUCUCACUUAAUUUUACCAAUACUUGAAUUUUUUUCAGUACCACUGAAAAGAUAAUAAUAAUAAUAAUUUUCGCGCAUCUCACGAUGCACUUCUGACGUGUUUAAUAAUUAAAAACGUCCUUUGAUGAAGCUUUAAAUAACAGUGGUAAGUGCACUGUGUUUAUGGUUAAGCUAUACCCAACAAUUAUAUGUUUGCAGCUAAUAUAGAUCUACAGGUUCUACACCACAAUCUAAGGCCACAACAAUAGGAGUUCUGUUUCUGGUCAGGUUACUUCCCUGCUGGAUUUAAGAGUGCAAAGUUUUAAGUUAGGGUUACAAACACAGUGCACUUACAACACCACACCCUAAACACAUGCCCACAAGUCUAAACACUUUGUAAGCAUAAUUUGGUGACACUCAGUUUGCAAUAUGUGAGAACCCAUUCAGUUUGACCGUAUACACAACACCACUAGCUCAGCUCAGACAACACCCUGUUCAAGUUUUAUAAAAGUCUUCUACUCACACACACACAAACACUGACUUGACCAUCACUUUUGCAAACAUGGCGUCCAUUAUGAUGUUGAUUGCAGUUGUGCUGUCCUUUGUGUAUCUGAGCUCCGCUACCUACCUUUCUCCAUGCGGCCCCCCUGAUGCUCCAAGUUACGGAAGUUUCUACCCUCAGAAAAACUUCUACUCAAUCGGAACAGUUGUUAGGUUCUCUUGCAGAGAUGGCUUUUUGCUGAAAGGAUACAGUUUUACCAAAUGUAUCUACAGCCAGAGCCUAAGAAAGGCAGUGUGGAAGUUUGACACUCCAGUUUGCGGCAAGCGUAUCACGUGUCCUGAUCUUAUCGAUCCCCGAUAUGGAGAUGUAGACGUGACUGGAAAUACACCUGGAUCAAAGGCAACCUAUACCUGUGGCAGACGUUUCACCCUCGUGGGCAGCUCUACAGCAAAAUGCCAGUUCAACGGAAAAUGGUCCAGUGUUCCACCUGUUUGUAAACCAAUCUUCUGCCCCAAACUGACUCCUCCUGCAUAUGGUGCUGUGAAUGAUGGUAACAAUCGUGCCGGAACCAAGGCAGUGUACACCUGUAACGAUGGUUUUGAAAUAAGUGGGCAGAGCUCUAGGAAAUGUCAGCUGGAUAGUACAUGGAGUGGAAAAGCCCCAACUUGCAUAUUGAUCAAAUGCCCUAAUCUUGAGGACCCAGAGAAUGGAUUUGUGGAUGAUGGAGACAAUCUGGCAGGAACCAUAGCAAAGUACACCUGUGACUAUGGGUUCAAGUUGGUGGGAUCCAGCAAGAGACUCUGUCAGAAUUACGGCAGCUGGGCUGGGGAGGCACCUAUCUGCGAACAGAUCAAAUGCCCUGCAUUGAAGGAUCCAGAAAACGGAUCUGUGAAUGAUGGAGACAAUCUGCCAGGAACGAUAGCAAAGUACACCUGUGAUUAUGGAUUCAGGUUGGUGGGAUCCAGCAAGAGACUCUGUCAGAAUUAUGGCAGCUGGGCUGGGGAGGCACCUAUCUGCGAACAGAUCAAAUGCCCUGCAUUGAAGGAUCUAGAAAAUGGAUCUGUGGAUAAUGGAGACAAUCUGCCAAGAACCAUAGCAAAGUACACCUGUGACUAUGGGUUCAGGUUGGUAGGAUCAAGCAAGAGACUCUGUCAGAAGUAUGGCAGCUGGGCUGGGGAGGCACCUAUCUGCGAACAGAUCGAAUGCCCUGCAUUGAAGGAUCCAGAGAAUGGAUCUGUGGAUGAUGGAGACAAUCUGCCAGGAACCGUAGCAAAGUACACCUGUGAUUAUGGAUUCAGGUUGGUAGGAUUCAGCAAGAGACUCUGUCAGAAGGACGGCAGCUGGGCUGGAGAGGUACCUAUCUGCAAAGCUAUCAUCUGUCCUAAGCUGGAUGACCCUGAGGAUGGUCAGGUGACAGUCACUGGUCUAACUCCGUCCUCCACUGCCGAAUAUUCUUGUAACAAGGGAUUCACGUUGUUUGGAACGGCAAGGACAUGCCAGGACAAUGGAGAGUGGUCUGGAAAAGCACCUAUUUGUAAACGUGUGGACUGUGGCCGUCCACCCAAACCAAGCUACGGAAGUGUCAAGUUCUGGACCACUACACCUCGUUCCAAAGCAUUCUACGGCUGUUUUAAUGGCUACCAGCUGAGUGGUUAUGCAGUCCGAUUUUGCCAGGGUAACGGUUACUGGUCUGGACGUACUCCAUCAUGUACGAGGAGGUAUUAUUAGGACUCGCGAUCUACUGAACCACAUAUAAGAACUAUAAAUGAACUUUAAGAACAUAGUAUAUAAUUAUAGCUAUAUAAACUAUAGUAAACAAUCUUUUGCUGUAUAGUAAAUGUUCAUGAAGCUGAUUGUUAAUUGAGGCAUGUUGUUAUUGUG
Messenger RNA from Halichondria panicea, 2459 nucleotides. Its product is annotated as sushi, von Willebrand factor type A, EGF and pentraxin domain-containing protein 1-like. Lineage: Eukaryota; Metazoa; Porifera; Demospongiae; Suberitida; Halichondriidae. The transcript is spliced from 9 exons. Bases 639 to 2306 code for a protein of 555 amino acids. The record is from RefSeq and is a predicted model, not a curated record.